UUUUAAACAAUAUUUAUUUCACUCUGUGCUCUGAACCACACGCAAUGUUUUAGUUUCGAAUCAACUGCGAAUUGUUUUUUAAUCGAAGCACGUUCUGUUUCCAUAAUUAUGUUGGCGUAAUGAUUUCUUGUCAAAGGAAAAAGAUUUUGUGCGGGAAUUGGUUGGUGACUUAUUUGUGAUUUGGUUUUAGGCUUUGAGUACGGGCGUCAACAUCCGGAAGGGUUGUGACUUGUGCAUGUUUGGUAAUAAAUUUCGUACGCCCACUUCGCACAUCUGGUACAGUGUUUGUUGUUGUGAUAGAUGAUACGGAACAAGUGAUAAUAUCGUGGCGUAUAAGGCAAAAUGUCGCUCCAAAAAAGCGUCAAAAGCGCAGGAGGCGAGCGGAGUGAGCAGGAUAAUGCCUCUAUUUGCUCUUCGGUGACUACGCAACCUGAUAGACACGGAUUUUUCGGAGGAGCUCAAUACAGUCCUGAACCAAAACGGACUCUAUCGCCGAGCACGAUACUGAAACGGGAACAGAAAUGGCUGCGUAUGCUGAACAACUGGGAGGCGUUUAUGAGCAAAAACUACAAAAAGGUCCGCGAGCGGUGCCGGAAAGGCAUACCCGCGUCAGUUCGACCAAAGGCGUGGCUGUACCUCUGCGGAGGACAGCUGCUGUUGGAGAAACACCCCGACGAGUACGAGGAACUGCUGAAGGCGCCCGGCGACCCCAAGUGUAUGGAGGACAUCAGGAAAGACCUGCACCGACAGUUCCCAUACCACGAGAUGUUCAUAAGGGAGGAGGGAUUAGGGCAACAAGAGCUGUUCUGCGUUCUGAAAGCUUAUUCGGUGCUGAACCCAAAAGUGGGCUACUUCCAAGCUCAGGCGCCGGUCGCUGCGUUCCUUCUGAUGCACAUGCCCGCGGUGCAGGCUUUCUGGUGCCUCGUGAGCAUCAGCGACAAGUACCUGAGUGGGUAUUACAACCCCGGCCUUGAGGUCCUACAACGCGACGGCGACAUAUUGCACGCGUUACUAAGAAGGACGGCUCCAGCGGUUCACAGACACUUGGGCAAACAUCGCGUGGAGCCCGUGCUUUACGCGACCGAGUGGUUCUUGUGUGCUCUCACUCGCACACUACCCUGGGACAGCCUGCUAAGGGUGUGGGACUGCUUUCUGUGCGAGGGAGUCAAGGUGCUCUUCAAAGCCGCCCUAGUCAUCCUAGCCGGAGCGCUGGGUCCAGCGAAGGUGCGGAAACGCGCUUCCGGCCUCUGCGAGACCCUGGAGGUGCUGCGACACCCCCCCGAGGGGAUCCUGGGGGAGGACUAUCUGAUGUACCACAUGCCACGCCUGAACCUCACAGAGGAGGACUUCGAGUUCGAGCACCAGAGGCAGACCGCUAAACGACGCGCCAUGGCCAAUAGAAGUGGUAGCUGAUUCAGCGAGUGUUCCUACAAGCGUUAUUCCAAGGAUAACGCUCGGGACAUCUUCCACACUCUGUAAACGAGUGCAACUACAAACUCCCAGUUGAGUGCAACAAAACACAAGUGAACAUGUUAGUGCGUGUAACGAACCACGAAACCGACAAGUGUAUAAUAUAGAGACACGAAAACGACUAGAGUGUAUAUUGUAUAAUAUAGAAGUGAUGGUAUAAAUACUAAGUGAAAAUGUGUAUAAUAUGUGAUGCGGUGAGAAACAAACACUGCCUAUAUAGAUUGGGUGAUAGUGAUUGGUAAGUGAUAAAAAGUAUAGUUUACAAUAGAUAGUGGAAUAUAGAUAGUUUCUGCCCACUAGUGUGCAAUGAGUUAUCUUUCAUUAACCUGGAAGGCAGCAGAUGAUGCAUAAUAAAAACAUACUCCCAAGAGAUGUAAAGUCUUUCUGAAUGAAUUAAUGGAUACCAUAUAAAGAUA
Pararge aegeria (speckled wood butterfly) is the source of this 1886-nucleotide messenger RNA. RefSeq names its product TBC1 domain family member whacked (gene wkd). The coding region runs from base 343 to 1413 and encodes 356 amino acids. Lineage: Eukaryota; Metazoa; Arthropoda; Insecta; Lepidoptera; Nymphalidae. The record is from RefSeq and is a predicted model, not a curated record. The transcript has 7 exons.